Emiliania huxleyi CCMP1516 is the source of this 324-nucleotide messenger RNA. RefSeq names its product vesicle-associated membrane protein 7 (gene VAMP7-2). The transcript has 2 exons. The record is from RefSeq and is a predicted model, not a curated record. NCBI's taxonomy places the organism in Eukaryota, Haptophyta, Isochrysidales, Noelaerhabdaceae. Gene Ontology annotation, molecular function: syntaxin binding; SNAP receptor activity. Gene Ontology annotation, biological process: vesicle fusion. Bases 1 to 324 code for a protein of 107 amino acids. Gene Ontology annotation, cellular component: plasma membrane; SNARE complex.
AUGGUGAGCGACCGCGUCGACGAGGUGAAGCUCGUCAUGGCCGACAACAUCGAGCUCCUUCUCCACCGCGGCGACAAGCUGGACGAGGUUGACGAGAAGGCGAGGCAGAUGAGCGUGAUGGCGCGUGCCUUCCAGAGGCGCGCGCGGGACGCCAAGCGGUUUCAGCUCUGGCAGCAGGCCAAGUUCGGCCUCGCCGUGGGCACGGCGGUGACCGUCGGAUCCGUUUUUGGCAUGCGACGUCCCUGGUGCACCAUGUCUGUCUCUACGUGCCGUAGCUACGUGUUCUUUCUACUUUCUGAGUAUGUCGCGCGCGCUUACCCCUAA